GCCCUCCUCACCAGUGCAUUGGCACGCAACGGAGCGACACUAACGUACCGGCAACGCCUACCAGGGUUACCUUGCCUUCGCAUCAUCAAACGUCGCCCACUGUCCAACGUCGAUACGAAACCUUAUCAACCUCUCGCCCAAACGUCAACGCUCUUCCCGUCGUCUACUUCGCAUUGCCAAUCUGCGUCUGCGUCUCGCCUCGCUUACCGUCUUCGCCACUAGACACCGUUGUCGACGCCCGUGCCCGACGUUCGCUCGUUGCUGGGCCUGACGCGCCAGCUGUCCGCUGACCGCAGCCCAAGCCCGCCAGGCUUUUGUGCUGCAGCAGAAGCAAAUACGUCCUUAUGGCCACUACAGAUAUUGCGCCCGAGCCGCACGACCGACAGGCGCACCGCCGGCGACCGUUUUCGACUUGGGUCAAGCGACUGACCAACUUCAAGUCCUCGUCGGAUGGCGACCGACCCAAGCGACACACCAAGAUCAAGAGGGGCAAACUCAACAACCCUUACCCGCAAUCGGGUCACGUCGGCGGCAAUCACAACCAUGCCGACGACUACGUCAACGGCAACGGCACCGUCAACAGUCGUGGGAACGGGAGUUCCUACUCGUUUGUCACGGCGCAGACGGGCAGCAUCGUGUCGACGGAUGGGGCGACUCGCGUCUCGGCCGACGCGGAUGACCACGCGCCGAUGACUGCCGGAGGCCGGAGCAUGGCCGGCACCGCAUCGACGGAGAACGAGGGACAGCGCUCAAUCAUUGCGCCCAGCUCGCUUGCGGGCACGAGCCGCACCGUGGGCGGAGGCAUUGACUCGAGAAGAGGCGGAGACAGCACCUUUUCCAGCCCUGCGCCCUCGGUGCGGUCCCUGACAACGACCCUGACGACCAUCCAGUCAUUGGCCCCCAACGGUCACCAGGCAUCUGGGCAGGCUCAGCACAGCAACACGCAGUCGAUCCACUUCAGCCAGCCCUUUCCGACCACGUCGCCCGCCUCGGCAAUACCGGCCCAUCUAGCGCCCACCCCCGCCACGGGACACCCGACGACUUACUCGGCGGCGACGGCCAACGGCCUUUUGACGGACAAUGCGUCCAUUUUGACCCUAGCGUCAUCUAGCAAGCGGCGCCGACGCCGCUCCAUGGACACGGAUGCCUCGGUCCGCGCCCUAGCGCCGUCGUCUCUCUGGGGCGGAAGCCGGGAGAGUUUGCCAUUGAGCGUCUUGAGCGCCUCGGUGGACCCGGCCGCAAGCUCGACGGCGCCGGGGCUGCAUGGCAGCAGCUCGCGCAUCGGGGCAGAGCGCACAAGCAUCUACUCGGCCACAGGCGUGGCGUCUACGCUGCAGGGAGAACGCAACAGCGUUUAUACGACGAAACAGGGAGACGGCGCAAGCGUACGGAGCGGACUCUUGGGCCACGGCCGGCCGGACAGCAUCAGCGGAGCAAACGCCAUCGCAACGAGCCCGCUGGCCAGUCCCCAGGAAGAGCCGGGCGAGAGGCACGCAGAUGAUAGGGAAGAUGAGCGAGUCCUGCGAAAGGAGGAGUAGAAGGGGACAAAUGACUUUGCACCACGGUUUGGGCACGGUGUACCGAGUUUCUGGACGGCAGAAGGGUUGCUUUUAUUGGUCUAGCAUGGGAGAAUGGCGCGCUAAUCAUGAUUGUCGGGAGCAGCGCAAGAGAUACCCUUGAACCUAGGACACGACAGUACAAGACAGGCAGAUUCACGAGAGCGCUACGAAGCAUACUGUGAGAUUGAUCGAUUGUGAAGCACGGCGCGGUCAGGCGCGUGCAUGGCAGGUGGGUUGCCGCUGUUGUCUUACUCAGGCCUGUCAGUUCUCGACGACGUGUUUCAGAGUGACGGGCAGGAGCGCAUCCAGAGUCGCAGCGAUUGCCGAGGCGCCCAGCCCAUGGCAACGUGGGCGAGCAUGGGUUGGGUUGGGUUGGGCUCGGGUCGGAGGGGCUACGACAAAGGGGUUCAAAAAGGCGGUAGAGCCGCUCGGGAGUCCCGGGGGGGGGAGGGGACGAUGGGGACUGUGACGUGAGGGCAUCCGUGUUGGACGCGGCGACGACGGGGGGUGAACGCCGAGUUGGGCAUGUGUCUGUCUCCUCGUGAGGCGCAGUAUCGGCGCGUGGUUGGACGUGUGUGUGAUGUGGUGGUGGUGAUGAUGAUGAGUGGUGAUGAGUGAGCGAGUGUGGGUGGGUGAGUUGAGUGAGUGGCCCGGUCUUGGGCCUUGGGGCUCUUUUCUCUGCGCUUGUCGUCAAUGUGAUGGGGCCGUCUGUUCGAGUUGCUCUGGCGAAGCCCAUUCAUUCAGUGGUGGUGGGCAAGCAGCGGCGACGGCGACAGUAACAACAACAACAACAACGCCGAAGGCAUGAUGAACAUUUGACGAGGGCCGCUGCGCGAAGGAAAUAAGCUAUGGAGGCGUAGAACGGGCAGAGCGCCCAGUUUUAUGUACGGGGUUUGAGGCGCCACAGGGACCAUGUCCGUUGCAGUCCUCGCAUACACACACUCUCUGUCUCCCCUCCCCCAAGCGAUGAUUACAUGUAGGCGUGAACUCGACCAAAGCAGAACAACCCAAGAAUAAGAAGAAGAAAAAAAAAG
This is a messenger RNA of Purpureocillium takamizusanense, 2593 nucleotides long. RefSeq lists its product as uncharacterized. The record is from RefSeq and is a predicted model, not a curated record. Lineage: Eukaryota; Fungi; Ascomycota; Sordariomycetes; Hypocreales; Ophiocordycipitaceae. The transcript has 2 exons. Bases 345 to 1538 code for a protein of 397 amino acids.